Molecule: messenger RNA, 804 nt
Organism: Paramecium octaurelia
Lineage: Eukaryota; Ciliophora; Oligohymenophorea; Peniculida; Parameciidae
Source: the annotation of a GenBank genome assembly
AUGCAAUCUUAAAGGGAGAAUUUACAGAGUAGGGGCCAACUGAGCUCUGGGCAUAGAAAUUUUUUAUCUAAAAGAACCAAGACAGAACCAUCUAUGAUACCUAAUUUUGAUAUCUUAUAGGAGAAUGUGAAGAAUUAGUUUGCUCUAGGUCAUAUACGAGGGAAAUGGCUUCAUAAACCUUCGUAUUUGAUCCCAAAAACUGAAAUUUAAUAGAAAAGAGACGAGACUUAUGGAAAGGUAAACAAUAAAUCGAAGACAAAAAAAUUAACUUUCCUAAAAUUUGGAUUUAGAAUGCAUGAAAAAAAGAACAAUUAUUAUUUGUAACCUCUUAUCAAAUAGGUUCACGAUGCCUUUGGAGAAUUGGCUAAUGAUGGCUCUAUGGGAGUAGUUGACUUAUGGAGUGAUCGCAAUGUGAAUAGGUUGAUGGAUGCAAUAGAAAUGACUAGAGAUAAUUUGUUGGUGAGACGGAUGGGUAAGGAAAAAUAGAAGAGUGAUGAGUCAGGCUUAAAUAGAGUGAACGAUAAAAAAGUUAAUAAUAUAUUUAAAUCCAGUGAUGAUGAUACUUUUAAGAUAAAAUUUCAAUUAACUGAUAUCGAAAAGAGAAGAUUGACAAGAAUUGCCAUGCCUACAUUAUGUUGGUAAUUAUUUAUCCAAUUUAUAAAAAUUAGUUAACUUCGGCAUGAAGAUCCCAAUUAAGGUAUUGCUGCUAUUGUUAAUUCAAUUGAUGAAUUGCACCAAGAAAACCUGGAAAUAUACACCAAUCUCUAUUAGUAAAUAAAAAAGAUAUAAAAAAAUAUCAAGUGA